UCUGUUUUCAAAUCGUAUUCAUAAAAUAAAUCUUUCCCACAAAGAUGGCUGUCACUCAAACGAAUCCAAAUCUUUUCUGUUCCCGCGAGCUUGAUGCCUCUUCUCCCCUUCCCUUAUUUCCUUUCCUUGACCCUUCCCUUACCCUAUCUUCUCCAAACUCUCCUCGCUCCAUUUCCUUCUCCCUCAUCAUCUCACAUUAUUAUCAACCAAAACCCAAACACAAAAAAUAGAAAAACAGAAAACAGAAAACCAAAACACAAACUAGAAAACAAAAAACAGAAAAUCAAACAUGACAUUGUACAUGCCAUUGUUCAGGUCAUGUUCUACCUUAAGGUCCCUCUCCCAACUCCACGCCCACCUCGUUGUCACUGGUCUCCACAGCGACCCACUUGCCUCCACCAAGCUCCUCGAGUCCUACGCCCGAAUGGGUUCUCUCCACUCAUCAAGACUCGUUUUUGAAACCCACCCAUCACCCGAUUCCUUCAUGUUCGGCGUCCUCAUCAAGUGUUACCUCUGGCACCACCUGUUUGACCAAGUGGUUUCGCUUUACCACCACCACAUUCAAAAGGGUUCACGCCUCACCCAAAACUGCACCUUCCUCUACCCUUCUGUUAUCAAAGCUAUUUCUGUCGUUGGGGGCUUGGUUGUGGGCAGGAAAGUGCAUGGGAGGAUUGUUAAAACUGGACUUGGCACUGAUCAUGUCAUUGGCACUUCGUUGUUGGGAAUGUACGGGGAAUUGGGGUGUUUGAGCGACGCUCGCAAGGUGUUUGAUGAAAUUCGUGUAAGGGAUUUGGUUUCAUGGAGUUCGGUUGUUGCGUGUUAUGUUGAGAAUGGGCGGCCGAGAGAAGGGUUGGAGAUGUUGCGUUGGAUGGUUUCCGAGGGGGUUGGACCAGACUCGGUUACGAUGCUCAGCGUAGCUGAGGCUUGUGGUAAAGUUGGUUGUCUGAGGUUGGCAAAAUCGGUGCAUGGAUAUGUGAUCAGGAAAGAGAUGGCUGGUGAUGCGAGUUUGAGGAAUUCUCUUAUUGUUAUGUAUGGUCAGUGUAGUUACUUGCGUGGAGCAAAAGGGAUGUUUGAAAGUGUCAGUGAUCCCAGUACUGCUUGUUGGACUUCUAUGAUUUCAUCGUGUAAUCAAAACGGAUGCUUUGAGGAGGCUAUUGAUGCUUUUAAGAAAAUGCAGGAAUCGGAAGUGGAAGUUAAUGCAGUGACAAUGAUUAGUGUUCUGUGUUGCUGUGCUAGGUUAGGCUGGUUGAAAGAGGGAAAGUCUGUUCAUUGCUUUAUUUUGAGGAGAGAAAUGGAUGGUGCUGAUCUUGAUCUAGGGCCUGCACUGAUGGAUUUCUAUGCUGCAUGUUGGAAAAUAAGCAGUUGUGAAAAGCUUCUCUGUUUAAUUGGAAACAGCAGUGUUGUAUCAUGGAACACACUCAUAUCAAUUUAUGCACGGGAGGGUUUAAACGAGGAGGCCAUGGUGCUCUUUGUAUGUAUGUUGGAAAAGGGGCUAAUGCCGGACUCAUUUAGCUUAGCAAGUUCAAUUUCAGCUUGUGCAGGUGCUAGUUCAGUACGAUUUGGACAGCAGAUACAUGGUCAUGUCACGAAAAGAGGCUUCGCAGAUGAAUUUGUUCAGAACUCCUUGAUGGAUAUGUAUUCAAAAUGUGGCUUUGUGGAUUUGGCAUACACAAUUUUUGACAAGAUUUGGGAGAAAAGCAUUGUGACAUGGAACUGUAUGAUUUGUGGGUUUUCACAAAAUGGAAUUUCAGUAGAAGCACUCAAGCUAUUUGAUGAGAUGUGUUUCAAUUGUAUGGACAUUAAUGAAGUGACCUUCUUAAGUGCAAUUCAAGCAUGCUCCAAUUCAGGUUAUCUUCUGAAGGGAAAAUGGAUUCACCAUAAGCUCGUUGUAUCUGGUGUGCAGAAGGAUCUUUACAUUGAUACAGCUCUGGUUGACAUGUAUGCCAAGUGUGGAGACCUUAAAACGGCUCAAGGUGUUUUCAAUAGCAUGCCAGAGAAAAGUGUGGUGUCAUGGAGUGCCAUGAUUGCUGCAUAUGGCAUACAUGGUCAAAUAACUGCUGCCACCACCCUCUUCACUAAAAUGGUAGAGUCACAUAUUAAACCAAACGAAGUAACCUUCAUGAAUAUCUUAUCUGCCUGCAGGCAUGCUGGAUCAGUGGAAGAAGGGAAGUUCUAUUUUAACUCAAUGAGGGAUUAUGGCAUAGUGCCUAAUGCAGAACAUUUUGCCUCUAUAGUUGAUCUUCUAAGCCGUGCCGGUGAUAUUGAUGGAGCUUAUGAGAUAAUUAAGUCAACAUGUCAGCAUAUAGAUGCUAGCAUAUGGGGUGCUUUGCUUAAUGGGUGUAGAAUACAUGGGAGGAUGGACUUGAUUCAUAACAUCCAUAAAGAACUUAGAGAAAUAAGAACAAAUGAUACAGGAUACUACACGUUGUUAUCUAACAUAUAUGCUGAGGGAGGAAACUGGUAUGAAUCCAGAAAGGUGAGAUCAAGGAUGGAAGGAAUGGGACUGAAGAAGGUCCCGGGGUACAGUUCAAUUGAGAUAGAUGAUAAAAUUUACAGGUUUGGAGCCGGAGAUACUUCUUCUGCAUGGCAAAUGGAUGAAAUUUACAGAUUUUUAGAUAAUUUUCAAAGUUUGGCACGGGAACAAGGAUGUGAUGUACAAUGCUAUGGUACAAUGCAUAGUAGUUUCAUGUUUUCUGAGGAUUUUAGUGUUUAUAACUUGCAGAGAGAAACUAGCAAUUGCAUUUUGAACAAAUCACUGAAACUAGUACCAUUUUAGAAUGAUGUUAUACUUUUAGGAAUUUCUAUAAAGUGAUUAUUCUGUUCUGUCAUUACUGCAGUUCAAGGCCAGCAACGUAUAGGAGAAUAUUUAUAAUAUAAUUUAUGUAACGUAGCCAUCUAUGAUUGCUACCUUAGAGCUUAA
Glycine soja is the source of this 2920-nucleotide messenger RNA. Its product is annotated as putative pentatricopeptide repeat-containing protein At1g69350, mitochondrial. The record is from RefSeq and is a predicted model, not a curated record. Lineage: Eukaryota; Viridiplantae; Streptophyta; Magnoliopsida; Fabales; Fabaceae. Gene Ontology annotation, biological process: RNA modification. The transcript has a single exon. Gene Ontology annotation, molecular function: protein binding; RNA binding. The coding region runs from base 290 to 2776 and encodes 828 amino acids.